Alosa sapidissima (American shad) is the source of this 6730-nucleotide messenger RNA. RefSeq names its product ankyrin repeat and IBR domain containing 1a (gene ankib1a). Gene Ontology annotation, molecular function: ubiquitin protein ligase activity; zinc ion binding; ubiquitin conjugating enzyme binding. Gene Ontology annotation, biological process: protein polyubiquitination; positive regulation of proteasomal ubiquitin-dependent protein catabolic process; ubiquitin-dependent protein catabolic process. NCBI's taxonomy places the organism in Eukaryota, Metazoa, Chordata, Actinopteri, Clupeiformes, Clupeidae. Bases 372 to 3848 code for a protein of 1158 amino acids. Gene Ontology annotation, cellular component: ubiquitin ligase complex; cytoplasm. The transcript is spliced from 21 exons. The record is from RefSeq and is a predicted model, not a curated record.
ACCUACCCACCCCUUGCACGAUCUGACAACAGUGUUUCUUCACUGUCAGUACACAGCAGACGCAGUGCUCCGUGCCGCUUGGCACUUCGUUUCAAGGCCAAUAAACCAUGAUGUUAUGAGGGUCUGACAAGUCAGGCUGUUGCAAGUCAAGUUGUUAAAUGAUUCCAUUGAUGUGUCCAUCUGGUGUCCUAGCAAAUCGAUGAUGGGGACCUGCAGUGGGCUGUUGACCCUGGUGGAGGGCAGGUGAGUGCAGCUUGACAGCAAGAGGCCCGGGGCUUGUUGAGAGCAAGCAAGAGAGAGGGGAGAACGAGAGGGAGCGUGUGUGUGUGUGUGUGUCUGCGCGUCAGCGAGAGCGGGAGAAGGACUGAGCGAUGGGGAACACCGCCACCAAGUUCCGCAAGGCGCUGAUGAGCGGCGACGAGGGCCUGGCGUGGCAGCUGUACGAAAGCAACCCGCAGUUCAAGGAGUCGCUUGACCCCAACGCGUCCUACGGCGAGCCCUACCAGCACAACACGCCGCUGCACUACGCCUCCCGGCACGCCAUGACACGCCUCAUCAGGUCCUUUCUCUUCUGCAAGGACGGCAACCCCAACAAGCGCAACGUGCACAACGAGACGUCGCUCCACCUGCUGUGCAUGGGCCCCCAGAUCCUGCUGGCCGAGGGGGCCCUGCAGCCGCGGCUCCUGCGUCCACUCCAGGACGAGCAGCGGCGGGCCGACUGCCUUCAAAUGGCGCUCAAGUGGACCGGCGCCAAGCUGGCCGCUGGCGAGUAUGAGCGGGCCGACGUCAAUGCCGCCGACAACCGCAAGAGCACGUGCCUGCACUACGCCGCUGCCGGGGGCAUGAAGACCUGCGUGGAGCUGCUGGUGAAGAGUGGUGCAGACCUGUUUGUGGAGAACGAGGAGCGUGAGACGCCGUGCGACUGUGCCGAACGGCAGCAUCACAAGGAGCUGGCCCUCAGUCUGGAGUCGCAGAUGGUCUUCUCUAAGGACCCUGGCGCCCAGGACAUCGAGGCUGAGUACGCCGCACUGGACCGCCGGGAGCCGUAUGAAGGGCUGAAGCUGCAGGAACUGCGGCGCUUGAAGGACAUGCUGAUAGUGGAGACGGCGGACAUGCUGCAGGCGCCGCUCUUCACGGCCGAAGCUUUGCUGCGAGCGCAUGACUGGGACAGGGAGAAGCUUCUGGAAGCUUGGAUGUCCAACGCCGAAGACUGCUGCCAGCGCUCGGGGGUCCAGAUGCCCACGCCGCCCCCUAGUGGCUACAACGCCUGGGACACCCUGCCCUCCCCCCGCACCCCGCGCACCACCCGCUCCUCCGUCACCUCGCCCGAUGAGAUCAGUCUUUCCCCAGCCGAGGACGGCCUUGCUCUGUGUGGGAUCUGCAUGUGCAGCAUCUCUGUGUUCGAGGACCCGGUGAACAUGCCCUGUGGACACGAGUUCUGUCGAGCAUGCUGGGAAGGGUUUUUGAACCUGAAGAUUCAGGAGGGUGAAGCACACAACAUCUUCUGCCCAGCCUAUGACUGCUUCCAGCUGGUUCCAGUGGAGGUCAUAGAGAGUGUGGUUUCCAGGGAGAUGGAUAAGCGCUACCUUCAGUUUGAUAUCAAGGCGUUUGUAGAUAAUAACCCUGCCAUCCGCUGGUGCCCCGUGGCCCGCUGCGAGCGGGCGGUGCGCCUCACCAGGCCCAGUCCUGCCUCCUCUGACCCCCUCAGCUUCCCCCUGCUGCGCGCCCCUGCUGUGGAUUGUGGGAAGGGUCAUCUAUUCUGCUGGGAGUGUCUGGGUGAGGCCCACGAGCCGUGUGACUGUGAGACGUGGAAGCUGUGGCUACAGAAAGUCACCGAGAUGAAGCCAGAAGAAUUGGCUGGCGUAAGCGAGGCUUACGAAGACGCUGCCAACUGCUUGUGGUUACUCACCAACUCCAAACCCUGUGCCAACUGCAAGUCGCCCAUCCAGAAAAAUGAAGGCUGCAAUCACAUGCAGUGUGCCAAGUGUAAGUAUGACUUCUGCUGGAUCUGUCUGGAGGAGUGGAAGAAGCACAGCUCCUCCACAGGUGGAUACUACCGCUGCACACGCUAUGAGGUCAUCCAGCAGGUGGAGGAGCAGUCCAAGGAGAUGACUGUGGAGGCAGAGAAGAAGCACAAGAGCUAUCAGGAACUCGAUCGCUUCAUGCACUAUUACACACGCUACAAGAAUCAUGAACACAGUUACCAACUGGAACAGCGACUCCUUAAAACAGCCAAAGAGAAGAUGGAACAACUGAGCCGUGUUUUCAUGGGAAGAGAGGGCUCUCCUCCAGACACUACGUUCAUUGAAGACGGCGUACAGGAACUCCUCAAGACCAGACGCAUUCUCAAGUGCUCUUAUCCAUAUGGUUUCUUUCUAGAACCCAAAAGCACAAAGAAAGAAAUAUUUGAACUUAUGCAGACGGAUCUGGAGAUGGUUACAGAGGAUCUUGCACAGAAAGUCAACAGGCCUUACCUCCGCACCCCUCGCCACAAAAUCAUCAGUGCCGCCUGCCUGGUGCAGCAGAAGAGGCGUGAGUUUCUGGCCUCGGUGGCCCGGGGUGUGGCCCCCAACGACUCGCCAGAGGCCCCACGCAGGAGUUUUGCCGGUGGAACGUGGGACUGGGAGUACCUAGGUUUUGCCUCACCUGAGAUGCUGAGGGAUCCCUCCGUUGUGGGAGGGACCGGACACAGUGAGGGCUAUGAACACGUGGGAGGACAGCCGCAGGAAUACUCUGAGUUCCAGUACAGACGCAGACACCGGCAGCGUCGGCGAGGCGACAUGCUCAGUCUCCACAGUCUGCGGAGCAACACACCUGACCCCAACGAAUCCAGUGACAGCACUUUAGAUGGGCCAGAAGGAGGUGGAAGCAGACGACGCCUCAACGUCUCAACAGCACUUGGUUCUCUCGAUGAGGACGACCCCAACAUCCUGCUGGCCAUCCAGUUGUCCCUCCAGGAGUCCGGAAUGAGCACGGACACGGACCCUCAGGACAGCCUGAGCGGCGAGGCCUCGCUGGGGGCCAUCGGCUCGUCGCUGCCCUCGCGUCUGGACCCGGCGCCGCACGCCCUGGAUCUCCCGCGCGCCUCCCUCAGCAGCUCGCAGCUCCUGGAGCUGGGCGACAGCCUCAUGCGGCUUGGCGGACUGACCGACGCGCUCAGGCCUUACGGGGACUCCUCGUCCGCCUCCUCCUCCCUCGCCCCCGGACUCACCACCACCACCGCCACCACCACGACCUCCGUCAGCGUCUCGGACCCCUUCUCCCCCAGCGACCCCGACUGUUUGGACCCCUCGGCCAACGCCAACCUGCUGGGCAACAUCAUGGCCUGGUUCCAUGACAUGAACCCGCAGAAAAUUGCACUGGUGCCCACGGACGACUCCGCUGACCCACUCCCGUUGGAUGAGGCCGAGCCCCAGCUCCAGGAAGAGGCCUCCGAGGUGCCCACGCAGCGGCAGCAGCAGCCCCAGGACGAGGAGACUGGCACGGGCAAGGAGGAGGAGGAGGAGGAGGAGGUGGAACUGUGGCCGCCCUGCCCAGCCCUGGAGGAGACGGGGGGGCUGGUGCUGCAGAGGCCUGACCUGCUGGAGCUGGGCUGUGUGGAGGACGAGUGUUUGCCCAGCGCCACCAAGCUGACCAUGGAGGUGGGCGUCGCACUCACGCCACCAGACACAGAGGGCUCUGCCCCGCCCCAAAAGCAGGAAGAGGACCAGGAGGAGGAGGAAGAGGAGAAGGAGGAGGAGGUGGUGGUGAAGGAGGAGGAGGAGGAGAAGGGGGAUGGGUGUCGUCGUGACAAUACCCACCCCACAGAGCUACCCUCUGAGUGGGAGGAGCAGGUGCACCUUGUGUGAGGACAGACACACACACACACACACACACACACACACACACACACACACACACACACACACACACACACACACACACACAAGCACUUACUGAUAACUUACACAUCUUUACCUAGUCUUGAGGGCUCCUCACACAACCAGACUCUAACAGUCAACACUGCAUUUACAAGAGGAAGGAAAAGAGCACAGUGCCAUGGGGUUCCACUGAAGCCGCUAAAAGUGGAUGUGACUUCCACUGCCUGGUUUAAAAAAAAAAGAAAAAAUUUAAAAAAAGGUUGUAACAGAGUGUUGAAAAAAAAAAAAAAAGAAUGUCAAGGAAUGUUUGGAAGAAGCGGUAAGUUCCUCCUCUUUUAGGCCCUGUGAUGCUGGUCUGAGGUAGUUUCUUUGUUAAUCAUAAUUGUAGAGAGAAGGGGAAAAAAGCCACAUCUCCACUAAGGAGACGUUUGCUCUUUUUGGUGGUGAUGGCGGUGGGUGAGAGAAACAGGAUUGCUUAUUUUAAUUGAGAAUGCAUCAAUGAAAUCUUUCAGGUCACUCAAGAGAAGUACUUCGGUCUCCAGACUCGAGCGGAAAAAAACCCCGAGAAAAACAAAAAAAACAACCUUGCUAAUACUGACUUUAAUUGAAGUGGUCUCAGGCAGCCAUUCAUAAAGCCUUAAUAAACGCUUAACAAGAUAUUAUAACAGUUGCCACAAGUAUGCAGCGCUAACCUACCGUCGGCAUCAGUCUACAAAAGCCAGGCUGAUGCACUGUUUUAUACUUUAGUGAUUCUUUUUUUUCCCACCUUCAAACAGCUUCUGAAGUCCUUUGCUUAGGAGUGGGUGUUCCAUGUCUUAGGCAUGCUUGUAGCGUGUUAUAAGAUACUCAACAGUGUUUUUUCAGACGCUUUAUGAAUGGUUACAGUGGAGCACCUUGAGUUAAAGUACUGCUCAUGUUCUCAUCCUGUGCUCUCCCUUAUGUUGGAUUUUAGUAUUUUACAGAUAUGUUUUUUUUUUUCUCCAUCACAAGUAUGAUGAUACCAGUCAUGUACCUGUGUGUGUGUGUGCGUGUGUGCGGUUGGGAAUUGGUGUGUUAGAGGUAUGGGUGAUGUGAAUGAAAUAGAAGGAGACUGGUGUGAGUGUGCGCGUGUGUGUGUGUGUGCAUGUCAGAGAAAGAGAGAGGAGAUGUACUUGUGUGUGUCUGCGCGCAUGCUGCUUGAGAGGGUUUAAAUGGGUUAUACCCCUCCAGCUUGCUAGGAUGUCACUCCUUCAACAUUUCGGCCCUUCCACCCCCCCCCACAACAUCCCUCUAUCAUGCAGCCUUGAUAAACGUGUCAUAAGCAUAUCAAAGCAUUUAAAAUCACACCUUAAUCCUGUUGGUGCAUGUGGGAAGCACCUGGCUGUCUGAAGUAACCUCUUCUUAAGCUAAGCUAAGUUUAUGACUUAAGAGAGGCCUGCUGACCGAGCUUGUUAAGUAAAGUGUUAAGAACUCUUUUUAUUGUUUGUUUUUUUAUUUUAUUUUUUGCCAAGGCCAGAUUGAAGAAACACUACAAACAGUGCUGCAGGAACAGCGGUUUAUGACACAAAUUGUGCCUAGUUCUUUUUUGCUGAGAGCCAAUCAAACUCUACCCGCACCCAGAUGUCCCCCAUUAUUAUCCUGUUUUCCUUUUUAUACUAUUCUCUUUUAUUUUAUUCAGUGCUAACCGAGAUGUGUUGCGCAUAAUAACCUUAUAACGGUUCCCCUCCUUAAACCGAAGAGGGUAAAUGCAUACUGAUAUGUUAGUGAAUUUUAUCUCCCUUUUGCCACUCUUUUCUCUGAUGUACUGUAUUCACCCAUAGUAAAUGGAAACAUGAGGAUGUCUCUGGAGUGCGUGUGGUGGGUUGGGGAACAAUUUUUGCUGCUCUUCAGACAUGCUUAUAAGGCUGUACCCAUAAGCGUGCCUUUAUUUCUACUGUCCUCAAAGUAGGCUCCUUAUCGCCUCCUCUAAUAACCUGUCCCGAUAACGUGGGAAUGAAAUGGACUUGGCCACGUCAUGCUGAACGCAGAUACUCAAUUGAGUAUUGAAAAUGAUAUUCUCCCCCCUUUCCAUUUUGUCGUCUCACUGUAGCAUAGUAGCAUUUCUAAUUUCAUUAUUUGUAGGCCAUUACGUUCACAUUUUUAUAGCUUUUUGGUUAGAAUGAGCCAACUGAUGGCCCACCACAGACACAUUCAUAUAUAGCAACUCUAGUUUUGGUCUGGUUGAUUUUUACUGCAGAAGCCGGCAUACAGUUAUCUGAUCUAGCGAGGACAUUAAAGAAUAAGUGCUUUUUAAAAGAAGUAGUUUAAUUUAACUUAAUUUAAAAUAAUGUAAAAUGUAUAGGUAAUAAGACAUUAUACUUUGCUUUAUUUAUUUACAACAACUGAGUUCCCUUCUCUAUUUGAUUUUUUUUAAAGUAAAUAUAAUAUUUGUCUAUGUAUAAUGAUUCACAUAUUGUUUUCCAAAUCAGUGUGUCCUAGAACUGCAGUAGGGACAGUUUUGCACCACGUUUGGUUGGAGUGCUCAUCUUAGAGCUGGUAAACUUUGAGAGUUAUUUUAUUUUAUUUUAUUUUAUUUUCUCAUUCUGUGUCACUGGUUGGAUUUCAGCAGCUGCGUUCAUCCUUCAACCAGAUGUUGUGCCCAGGGAAGGAAAAGAGGGAUUGCAGUACUUACCUGCUACUUAAUUUAAAUUAAGAGGUAAUGGCAGUGGCAUAUUUUACAAAUCCAUUAACAUUUUUUUUCAUCUUUAGGCAAAUCAUUAACCUUGAAUUUGUCAUUUGCACUUUCAUAGACUAUACUUGAUACAUUCCCAGUUUAUAUUAAAGUAAGCAAUUUUUGAUGUGUGGCCAUUAUGUGAAAGUACCAGUAAAGGUUUACUCUAAUGAAAAACCAA